AUGCAUCUGAUCCGCGCAGUUGCCGCCUCGCUCUUCGCCGGCCUCGCCAGCGCCUCGCUCGUCCCCGCACCACAGCACAUCUUCGUGAAUCCUGAAGACGGAGAUGCCUCCAGCUACCGCAUCCCGACCGUCCACGAGUCGGCCGUCAUGGCCCGGAGGAUCCUGCACCUAAGCGGGCUCGGCACACUGUCGACUGUCUUCCCAAGCAACGAGAAGCAGCAGCACCAAGACCCAAGCACUGCGGAGAACCGACCGUCCGACGUGGGCGGCACGCCGAUCGGGCUCAUCGACUACAUCGCCGACUGCGAGCACGCCACGGGCAACCCGACCGUCCUAGCCAUCGGCAUCGCGACGAGCUUCAAGAACGUCGCCGCCGGGUCCAACAUCUCGCUGGGGCUCAACUGGGUCCCGCCCAAGGGCCAGGUCCACUCGCCCGCCAGCCUGCCGCGCUUCUCGCUGCAGGGCUACCUCGAGGACCUCGGCCCCGAGGACAUCGUCAAGCAUGCAAUCCCCGCCUGCUUCGCCAAGUACCACCCUGAUGCCGUGGCGUGGUAUCCUGGAAACCCGAUUCAUUCGAGUCGUUGGGUCAGGUUUGUCGUGCAGGAGGUCUACUGGAUUGGCGGGUUCGGUGAUAGGGCCUACAUUGGCUGGAUCCCCGUCGAGGAGUGGCAGAGCGUGACCAGGCAGGAAGUGCGGGACUGCGUGCUGCCCGGCGAGGAGAAGAGGAGUGCCUGGAGGGAGUGGCUGGGGCUUGGAAGUGGCUGGGAGCUCUAA
Molecule: messenger RNA, 774 nt
Organism: Diplodia corticola
Lineage: Eukaryota; Fungi; Ascomycota; Dothideomycetes; Botryosphaeriales; Botryosphaeriaceae
Product: fmn-binding split barrel-related protein
Exons: 1
Coding region: 1-774 (257 amino acids)
Source: RefSeq, a predicted model, not a curated record